AUGCAGUCCCGGCUUCAAACAUUUACACCCAAAUUUGACGCGAAGGAACUUAAUGACUCGUUUGAACUACAUGGCGAGCUCCCCGGAAUCGAUCAAAAAGACAUCGAAAUCGAAUUCACGGAUGCUUCUACACUCACCAUUAGAGGUCGUUCUGAAAGUAAUGCAGAGGAUAGAUCUCCUGACGAUAAAACUUCAAGUCCCGAAACCCGAUCUCAAAAUAACACUUUGCAAGCCACGGUAGAGGAUACGCAAGGAAGCCAGAAAGAUAUGGCAACAAUUGAAAAAUCUGAAGGCAUGAACGAGCAGGCUACGGAAAAAUUCUGGAUAAUGGAGCGAAGUGUGGGAGAAUUUUCGAGAUCAUUUUCAUUCCCGGUGCGAGUUGACCAGGAUAACGUGAAGGCCAGCAUGAAGAAUGGAGUACUGAGCGUCAUAAUACCAAAGCUUAAAAAGCAUGAAAGUCGCAAAAUUUACAUCCAGUAA
Molecule: messenger RNA, 480 nt
Organism: Blumeria graminis f. sp. triticale
Lineage: Eukaryota; Fungi; Ascomycota; Leotiomycetes; Helotiales; Erysiphaceae
Source: the annotation of a GenBank genome assembly